CUUUUGGUCACGUGGUCGGGGACAUCUUAAGAUGAGUAGCACUGGGGACGAGAAUGCAUUUACCCAACAAGGCUUUCGGGCGUAUUUGUACAUUUUGAAGCACGUGGAUAAUUUUGUUGCACGGGUAGAGAAACGAGACGUUCUUUCUUCGAUUAUUGGUAGGUUCUAGGUUUUCAUAAUUUUUGUCAUUUAAGCUCUGUUAACAGAUGAGGGAAUUUGUGAAUCCUUCAUGAAUUCUUUCCUUCCCGCGAGUUCAACACGGUUGCGUACAGUCUUCGGAUACUCACAAGGAUUCACACACACAGCGGAUACUGGACUUUAUGAACCGCCUUUAACGGUUAUCCAACAAAGCUACGUUCUGUAAUCUUCUCUUACAGGCUUAGUUGACAUAAUAUUCUCGAUUCCUGUCUCUUGUUAACGAUGGGUUCGAGAUCAAAGUGCUACAAAUGUGGAAAACCAGGACAUUUUGCCAAAGAAUGUACUUCUACGGAUAGUAGUGGUGGGGCCAGCUUUGGAGACAGAAGUUGUUAUUUGUGUGGGGGAACUGGGCACAUUUCCAAAAACUGCCCCAAAAAGAAAGAUUCUGAAUGCUUUACUUGUGGGCAAAAGGGUCACCUCCAAAGAGAUUGUCCAAGUGGUGAUUCAGGUAGGGAGUGCUACACCUGUAGGCAAAAAGGCCACCUCUCCAGAGAUUGCCCAGAGGCUGAUAGUAGAGGAGAUGACUACAAGUCUGAGAGUGCCUGCUACAAGUGUGGAAAGGAGGGCCACUUUGCACGUGACUGUGGUGUAAAAUGCUAUCGCUGUGGCAAAACUGGCCAUUUUGCUAGAGAUUGUGAACAAGACAACACAAUCUGCUACAAGUGUAACAAAGCUGGUCACUUUGCCCGUGACUGUACUCUUGAAAGUCAGACCUGUUACAACUGUGGAAAGCCUGGCCACUUAAAGCGUGACUGCACAGAGAAGAACGGCAAUUAUGACUGGGUUACGUGUUACAGAUGUAAUGAGGUUGGACAUUAUGCACGGGACUGUCCCGAUGAUGAUGAUGAGUGAGGUCAUGAAAGCUACAGUUACUACUGAACGUAUUCCAUAUUGACAUUUGAUUCCAAAGAAUCUCUUAUAACUGUGUCUGUGGGGUUUUGUUAAGAUUAUUUUAAGUGAUGUUUAUUGUAGUAUAAACAUCUGCCUUUAUGUGAUAAUCAUAAAGGGCUCUUCAAGACAAUUUGCCAAAGUUGAUGUAGCACUUUACUGAUUUGCUACAGUUUAACAUAGGCCUGAUAUAUUGUUUGCCAGUAAUAGAGAGAACAAUAGUAGUAUAGCCUGAGUGCUGCUUGUUUUAAACUUCUGAGUAGAGUUUCAGAUAAUUUUGCAGAGGAUAAUGUCUUGUUAUGGUACUGUUUGACUCACCAGGUAGACAUUUUUUUGUUAUUUCAGUGCAUAGUUAAUCAUCUAGCAUUCGCAUUUUGCAUUAGAUGUACUAGUACUUUCUUUUGACAGUUGAUUUGGUGUCGACAUUUUACCUGACAAGUACAUUGGUUAGAAUGAUGUCCAGUGAAGGCUAAGUCUUUUUUUUUUUUUGGAGGAGAGGUUAUUACCUUUUGACCUUUAAAUCCUAAU
Messenger RNA from Orbicella faveolata, 1614 nucleotides. RefSeq lists its product as uncharacterized. The record is from RefSeq and is a predicted model, not a curated record. Lineage: Eukaryota; Metazoa; Cnidaria; Anthozoa; Scleractinia; Merulinidae. Gene Ontology annotation, molecular function: zinc ion binding; nucleic acid binding.